UCGCUCAGCCUUGCGCGUUCCUUUCCAUCCGCGUGCCCGUGGGUUAGCCUGUGUGUCCACGUUGAGGGGUCCCACCGGGAACAGAAAUGCCGACAAAAAUCAUCUUUGAAACCGAAGAUCCAGCCAUGGAAGAAGCUGUUGACACAGUCGCGGAGGCUACAACCCUGAAGAUCAAGACCAAGGAGGGCAAGAAGCUGAAGAAGAAGCUGCUGCUGCAGCAGCAGCAGCAGCAGCAAGAGGACCUGGAAGUGCAGGAGGACCCUGAAUGUGAACCUCCAGCAUCCAAGAAGAAAAAGAAAAAAGACAAGCUGGCAACGGACCAAAUGAACGACCACAUAGAGGAAGCCACAGACAUGAAUGGCAACAGUAACGGUGUUGAAACACCAAAGCAGAAGACUAAGAAGAACACAGAAGGAGACACAGAGAAAAAAAAGAAAAAGCAAAAGAAAGCAAUCGCAGAGGACGCAACCAACGGACAUUCCACCCCGAACACCCCCGUUCAGACGCCCAUCCAGACCCCAUCCCAGUCUAGUGAGGAAUCGGCUAGUGACAGCGAAAAAGAAACGGUGGAGACACCAGAGCAGAAGGAGGGAGCCUUCUCCAACUUCAGGAUCUCCCAGGUCACCAUUGAUAAACUAAAAGCUCGAGGAGUCUCUUACCUGUUUGACAUUCAGGUGAAAACAUUUAAUUCUGUAUAUGAUGGAGAGGAUGUAAUUGCACAAGCCAGGACAGGAACAGGAAAGACCUUCUCCUUUGCCAUCCCUUUGGUGGAAAAGCUCCAGAAAGAUUCAGUGCAGUUGACCAGAGGCCGGGCUCCCAGGGUCCUGGUGUUAACUCCAACCAGAGAGUUGGCUAUCCAGGUCGCCAAGGACUUCAAAGACAUUAUCAAGAGACUGUCGAUCACCUGUUUCUAUGGAGGCAGCUCAUACAACCCACAGAUCGAUGCUAUCCGUAAUGGUAUCGAUAUUUUGGUUGGAACCCCUGGUCGCAUCAAGGACCACCUCCAGAACAAUAAACUCGACCUCUCUAAACUGCAACACGUUGUUCUGGAUGAGGUAGACCAAAUGUUGGACAUGGGCUUUGCAGAACAGGUCGAAGAGAUUUUGUCUACAUCAUAUGAGAAAGACUCCGAGUCCAACCCACAGACUCUUCUGUUUUCGGCCACUUGCCCCCCCUGGGUCUACGAGGUCGCCAAGAAAUACAUGAGACCAGAGUGCAAACAUGUUGACCUGAUUGGCAAGAAAACACAGAAAGCUGCAACCACUGUGGAGCAUCUGGCCAUAGCAUGCCACUGGUCACAGCGUGCAGCUGUGCUAGCCGAUGUGAUCCAGGUCUACAGCGGCAGACACGGCAGAACCAUCGUGUUCUGUGAGACAAAGAAAGAGGCCAACGAACUGUCCAUGAAUGCAGCCAUCAAACAGAGUACCCAGUCCCUUCAUGGUGAUAUUCCUCAGAAACAGAGAGAGACGACGCUAAAGGGCUUCAGGGGUGGUUCUUUUGAGGUUCUGGUUGCCACCAACGUUGCAGCCCGUGGAUUAGACAUCCCCGAAGUUGACCUUGUGGUCCAGUGUUCUCCCCCCAAGGAUGUGGAGUCAUACAUCCAUCGUUCGGGGCGUACGGGCCGAGCAGGCAGGACUGGAGUCUGCAUCUGUUUCUACCAGAGGAAAGAAGAGGACCAGCUGCGCUACGUAGAAAACAAAGCAGGCAUCACAUUCAGACGAGUUGGCGUUCCCACUGCCAAUGAUAUCAUCAAGUCAUCGAGCAAGGAUGCCGUCAGGUUCCUGGACUCUGUUCCAGUCACAGCUAUCGGAUACUUCAGAGAGUCAGCUGAGAAGCUAAUUGAGGAAAAAGGAGCCGUUGAAGCACUAGCUGCUGCCUUGGCCCAUAUUUCUGGAGCCACAAGUCUAGAGCAGAGGUCACUGCUCAACUCUGAUGCUGGUUACACCACUGUGCAGUUGGUGUGUUCUCAGGAAAUGCAUAAUCUGGGUUACGCCUGGAGAAGCAUCAAAGAACAGCUUGGAGAAGAGUUUGAGAACCACGUUCACAGAAUGACCUUCCUUAAAGGCAAAAUGGGAGUUUGUUUUGAUGUCCCAGCUGACAAAGUCAAGGAGAUUCAGGAUCACUGGACGGAUGGUCGCCGUUGGCAACUGACUGUAGCCACAGAACUCCCGGAGCUGGAAGAGAAGCAGUUCAAUAACCGUGGUGACCGAGGUUUUGGCGGCGGUAACCGUGGUGGAGGAGGGUUCAGAGGUGGAAGGGGGCGGAGUUUCGGAGGAGGUGGGGGGCGUGGCUUCAGGAGUGGAGGCGGUGGCGGCGGGGGUGGCUAUGGCAACAACAGAGGAGGACACAAACGCAACUUCAGCCAAGCUUUUGAUUAUUGAAGUGGCAACCUGUGGACUGAUAAAACUGACUGUCACUGUCAUCUGGGCUGGCAGUGAUUUUUAUUGGCUGUUAGUGAGUGAUGGAUGUAUGGCUGGUGGAAAUCUCAAACAUGCUGAACUGAAAGCAUUUAAAUAUUCUUACGUUUUAUAUUCAGUUAUGACCAAUGUCCCCCUCUCUGAAAAUAAAGUCAACAUCACAUAUCUGAGAAAUUAGAUCUAUCCCCAAGUAUCCAUUUCCUGUGGGUUUAAGAACAGAUCUUGUGUAUACAGUACAUUAACUCAGACAUACUGGCAGCCAUUUUGUAAUGCCUGACAUGUACGUCUUUUAGGUGACGCCUUACUUAAAGCUCAUGAAAUGAUAUUCUUUACAGCUGAACUACAUCUUUCAGUUGCUAUGUCUCGAAUGCCAUAGGAUAAAAAAAAACCUUGACUAAUGAACCUAUAGUUAAAGUUAAGCAUAAUGUGAUGUCCGCACAUCCACUGAGGUGAAGUGUUACUCUUUUUAUACUGGGUGUUUGGGGAUCGGUGACAGCAAUCAGGCCUGAGUAGUCGACAAUAGAAGGGGCACUAUUCUGACCUCACAACUUGUAAACAUGCUACUUGUGGUAUUACUACACUAUAUAACUCUGCGAUUGUGUGGUACCAUGAAGGUGCACUGUACUGCAGACACUAUGUCAUGUGGGAGGCACUGUGUUUCUGCUCUGCACCCACAGAGAGCAGUGAUGAAAUGGGUGUUAACCUUUACAGUUGUGCGCAGUGUUGGAUUGCCGCCCUCAACUGAAACCGCUCUCCCCAAAUAUAUAUUGGAUGAUUGCUUUGCAAUUGCCUCUAUUUAAUAACUGUGUCUACUGCUUCCAUUCAUUUGAAUGAAAAGACUUGUCCAUUAAAAAAAAGUCAACUCA
This is a messenger RNA of Dicentrarchus labrax (European seabass), 3283 nucleotides long. RefSeq names its product DEAD (Asp-Glu-Ala-Asp) box helicase 21 (gene ddx21). The record is from RefSeq and is a predicted model, not a curated record. Gene Ontology annotation, molecular function: RNA helicase activity; ATP binding; RNA binding. Bases 87 to 2381 code for a protein of 764 amino acids. Lineage: Eukaryota; Metazoa; Chordata; Actinopteri; Moronidae. The transcript is spliced from 16 exons.